UCCUCCUCCCUUCUGUAUUGUUGCUGCUGGCACUGUGUCUAUGUAGUUGUGCAGCCGGGUGUGUAGCUGUAGUACAACAAUAUGAGAUGAUAGCGGGCGCGGGUGUUUGGACCUGUGUGCAGUGUGUCCGUAUGGGUGUCGCACGAAGGCAGUGGAUAUGGGACAAGUCCUUUCUUUCACACACUGCAAAGAUGCUCCAUCAACAGCAUCAAGCACACCAGAUUCCUGCCCUUUUGAAGGGGAGGAAGAAGCUGAUACACCGGUGACAGAGGUUGACUUCUGUCCUCUGCCUUCCCCCCAUGAGCCAACAUUUUCUUAUAUCACCAUUGGAAGCUCUGCACCCCUAUUACGUCCUCCAGUCAGGGUUCGUAGGGGACUGGGCCAGGGUAGAGUGCAUGCAGCACCGAGGCAGGAGACAGAAGAGGAGGAGGUUAAGGAUGUUGUGACCUAUGUCCUGUUGGAAGAGACCUGUCAGCUGAAAAAUAUAUCACCACCGCUGAUCCAAGAGGAAGUAGUAUUUGUGGCAAAACCCCAGCCCCAAGUAGAAAUGUUCAGGGCAGUAAAAGACCUCCUGUACUGGAGAGACACCCUCCUUUCUACUGGCUGCCUCACUGGAGUAACACUAUCCUUGCUGUGCCCGUCCCAGUUCAGUGUGAUCAGUGUGUUCGCUUACGGGUGUCUCAUCAUACUGAGUGUGACGCUCACAUUGCGGUUGUACAUUAAGCUCCUGCACGCACUCAAACGAGGGAAUGGUGCCAACCCCUUCCAGUAUUAUUUGGAUGCUGACCUCAAACUAACCACAAAACAAGCCGAAGAAAUCACUGCCCAUGCACUUUCACUUGCUUCUACCACCAUCUGCUCCCUUAGAAGCCUCUUCCUGGUGGAGGAGCUGAAGGAUUCACUAAAGUUCUUGGUAAUUGUCUACCUCCUGACAUAUGUUGGAGAGGUGUUCAAUGGAAUCACAGUACUACUUCUAUGUGUAAUUGGAGCAUUUACCUUUCCUGUACUGUACAAACAUCACCAGACACAAGUUGACCAUUACGUGUCCCUUGUUUCCAAGAAGGUGAAUGCUUUCCGCUCCAAAAUUCAAGGUGCCCCCCAAAAACCACCAGCAAAGCAAAAAUAAUUGGGGGGAAGGUCUGUAAGUUUGUCUGAAACUCAUAACUAGAACUUCAUCAGAACUUGUUCUGCGCUCUUUCCACUCGUCACUCCAGUCUGCAGGGAUCUUAGUCCAUCGCUGUUUCUCCAGGGAAACUGAUUGCCUUUUGCAGGAAUUCACUCCAGGGAUACUUAAUAUUUAAUUAAAAUGUUAUUAAUAAAAUCUAUUCACACGGUAUUUCACAAGUCACCGUUUUUUUCGAUGUGACAAUAAAUCUGUUUUUUAUUUGAAA
Molecule: messenger RNA, 1391 nt
Organism: Xenopus laevis (African clawed frog)
Lineage: Eukaryota; Metazoa; Chordata; Amphibia; Anura; Pipidae
Gene: rtn2.S
Product: reticulon 2 S homeolog
Exons: 9
Coding region: 158-1126 (322 amino acids)
Biological process (GO): neuron differentiation; endoplasmic reticulum tubular network formation; brain development
Cellular component (GO): neuron projection; membrane; endoplasmic reticulum membrane
Source: RefSeq, a predicted model, not a curated record